ACCCUAAGAAAUAGAUGUGGUUCGAGCUGUCCCUGAGAAUUUUGAGUGUGAAGGGGAUUGAGAAAGCUUCUCUUUUUAGGUGUACCGGAAUUUCAGAGCUCAUAUUCCAGUCAGGUUUAAUAAGGCAGACCAACUUGAAUGUGGUGUUCUUAUGGGUUUACGGAUUUGGAUUUUUGAGUUGUAUUAUGCAAUUGUUAGACUUCUGAGUGGUUACUGGUACUUCAUUUUAUUUUCAGCUUUUGAUUUGUACAGAUUCCCUUUAGUCAUUUGUUUGUCAUACAUACACAAGCUAGCUACACCUUUUUCUAUCAUACAGUUGCGAGACAGUGUAGCAUCUUCCAGUUUCCAUUAUCUUUCUCCAGCACAUGAGCUGUCAUUAAGGGUUCGUUCAAGGAAAAAGCAGUAUAAUACCAACUUAGAGUGUAUCAAGAGAAGAGAAGAGUCUGGCAGUUUCACAACCCAUAAUGAUUAAACUCUUUGAUUCUCAUUGCCACCUCCAAGAUCCAAAGAUCCUUAAUAUGGUCCCAAAAAUUAUUAAGACCACGACUGAAACAGGAGUUGUCCAUUUUGCUGUCAAUGGCCUGUCAGAGAAAGAUUGGCAUUUGGUCAAGGAAAUGAGUGAAUGCUACCCGUCUAUUGUUCCAAACUUUGGGCUCCAUCCCUGGUUUAUAACUGAGAGGACUCCUAAUUGGCUGAAAACCUUGAGAGGAUUUUUGGAGUCUACUCCUGCUGCUGCAGUUGGAGAGAUUGGUUUAGAUAAAGGUUCAUUUGGAAGGAAGAUUGAUUUCGCUGAUCAGGUGGAUGUCUGUCGACAGCAGCUUCAACUUGCCAAAGAGUUGGAAAGACCAGCAUCCAUACACUGUGUUCGUGCUUUCGGGGAUCUGCUUGAAUUAUUGAAAUCUGCGGGGCCUGUUCCUGCUGGUUUCAUCCUGCACUCUUACCUCGGCUCUGCCGAAAUGGUUCCUGAAUUUGCUAAGCUUGGUGCUUACUUCUCCUUCUCUGGGUUCCUUAUGUCCAUGAAGGAAAGCAAGGCGAAGAAAAUGUUAAAGUCAAUUCCUAAGGACAGGAUCUUGUUGGAGACAGAUGCACCAGAUGCUUUGCCAAAAUUGAGCAAUCUGGAUUCUCUGUAUUUGAUCGAGAAGGAAGCUUCAUCAGCUGAUGGAACAUCAAGUGGAGGAAUUAAUGAUGGAAAUCCAUCUGAGAAAUCACCGGAGGAGGACAAAGGCAAUGAACAACAGGCAGAAGAAAUCCAUAACCAUCCUGCAAACAUUCACCAUGUACUCUCCUAUGUUGCAUCACUACUUGAGCUGACAAAAGAAGAACUUGCUGAGAUAAGCUUUGCAAAUGCUUCUCGGCUAUUUUCUUAUGAAGGUUCAAAGGUACUGCAAGAGGUAUGAGGCAGGAACUGAAAAUUGUGUUAAUAAGCAGCACAGAUAAAAGCAUUGUUAGGCUUUUUACAAUUUGACACUUGGGCUAUCAGUACAUCAAACUCUUGGCUUAUACUGUACCUAUAGGCUCUUUUCCAGUUGAAGCUCCACAUAACAUAUAGCAUAAUCCUUCACUACUUUCUAAAAUAUUGUUCCAUGUCACUUUUUACCAAGGUUCAACAAUAUUUUGUUUUGAAUUUUAUCAUGAUUGUGAAUAUUGAUAAAUUAGAGUGUUAAUGUAAUUUUACCACUCGAUAGAG
Molecule: messenger RNA, 1687 nt
Organism: Solanum stenotomum
Lineage: Eukaryota; Viridiplantae; Streptophyta; Magnoliopsida; Solanales; Solanaceae
Exons: 3
Coding region: 465-1397 (310 amino acids)
Molecular function (GO): hydrolase activity, acting on ester bonds
Source: RefSeq, a predicted model, not a curated record